Molecule: messenger RNA, 2255 nt
Organism: Chlamydomonas reinhardtii
Lineage: Eukaryota; Viridiplantae; Chlorophyta; Chlorophyceae; Chlamydomonadales; Chlamydomonadaceae
Exons: 9
Coding region: 440-2233 (597 amino acids)
Biological process (GO): response to singlet oxygen; singlet oxygen-mediated programmed cell death
Cellular component (GO): thylakoid membrane
Source: RefSeq, a predicted model, not a curated record
AAGCCAGUCCGCUUCACAAGUUCACUACCUGCAUGCCGUUUGCUGAAGUCUUUUGCCGCGAAGCGUGCCACCAACUUGCCACACGCGUAUCAUGGCUGAGGGUGCAGACGCGCCUAUAAUGUCUCUGGCAGAACUACCGGACGAUGUAUUAGCCAAGGUUUUGCACCGCCUCAAAGGCCCGCGCGAAAUCAUCACCCUCGCAUUAUCGUGUCGCCGUCUCCGAGCAGUUUGCUGCGAUGAAUCACGCGUUUGGGCGCCGUUGUGUGCCCAGUACUGGUCUCACGUCGGCCCGGAGCAUUGGCUCUCUCUCCCGCCUCACAACGGCUCUGGUCCGAGCGCGGUGUUUCAGGGCGACGACGACAGCGCGGACGAUGCGGACGAUGAGCCCGCAACCACCUAUCGCCAAGUCUUCGCCACCCUGCGGCGCAUGCAGCCCCUCAUGGGCCUGUGGCGUGGCGUUGGGGACGCGCCCUACGGCUCCGUCUUCCGCAUCUCCUGGUCUGCGCCUACGGCCUUCCGCCACACCGGCAGUGCGCCGCUAGCCGCCGCGGCGCCCGCGCCCGGCGACGAAGAGCCGGGCACGCCCAGCGCCGGCGCCAGCCGCAGAACCAGUGGCACGGGUGGCGCUACUGGUGCUGCUGGUGCUGGCAGGGUUGGGGGCGGGGGCGGCGGGCAUGUGGAGGUGGUGGCGCUGCGUGGAGGUAAGGGGCUGACGGAGUUGGCUCAGGAGGUGACGGCGCGGGUGGGGCCCAGCGGCACGGCCGGCGUCAGCCUGCAGCUGGUGGACGAGUCGCUCGCCAUCCUCAAGGACAAGCCGUGGCGCCGUAUGGGGGGCCCAGGAGGGGCUGGUGGGCCCUCAGCAGCAGCACUGGCGGCGGCAGCAGUGGCGACAGGAACGCACGCGCUGUCGAUACGCGACCGCAGCGGCACCUCGCCCGCCGCGGCCGGCAGCAGCGGUGGCGGCGUCAUGGCGGAACACCCGCUGGGGCUGCUGGGCGCCAGCCCGCCCAAAUCAUUUGGGUACGAGAUGCUCCGCUUCAUGGCGGGCAGCGUGGCGGGCAGCAGGUCCAGCGGCCGCAAGAAGGACAAGCGAGGCGUCAGCGGGGGCAUGGGCGGCGGCGGCGGCGGCGGGCCGGCCGGCGGCGGCGUGCGGCGGCAGGCGGCAAUCUUGCAGCACCUGGUGCGGCUCAAGGUGGCGGCGCCCAGCAGGCAGCGGCCCAUGAGCGGCGUGUGGUCGGGUGUGUACGGCCCCCACGGCGUGGAGGUGGUGUCACUGGGGUACGAGGGCACAGGCAGCCGGGCGCGGCUGGUCGCCACCAAGGUCACAGGCGACCCGAACGUGCCUGCGGGCCAGGUGUCAUUUUGGGCCGAGUGUGAGCCGCUGCCGCAGCCGUGGCCGCUGAGCGAGGUGGAGCUCAUAACCAACAGGCCCUUCUUCACAUCCAACCCGGGGCUGGAGCUUGCCAAUGCAGUGGCGGCAGCGAUGGCUGAGGCCGAGGCGGCGGCGGCAGCGGCAGCAGCCGGCACAGCUGCGCCCGCAGUGGCGCCACCCGGCGUGGUAGCAGUGCCUCCCGGAUUGCUGGUGGCGCCUGCAGGCAUGCAGGUGGCGCCUCCCAUGUGGGCUAUGCCGGGCGCGGCCGCAGCGGCUGGGCAGGCGGCGGCGGCGGCGGCGGCGGCCCAACCAGCACCUCUUGCGGUGCACCCACCACCACAGCCGGAUGCAGGCAUGGGCGCAGGAGUCGGCGCGCUAGACCCGCAGGCUGCCAUUCAGGCACAGCUGGCCGCGACCGCGGCCGCGGCGGCGGCGGCGGAGCCGGCUGACCUGUGGGCGCUCCUUCGGCCGCCGCCUCCGCCGCCUGGCAUGCCGGCGGCUAGCAUGUCUCGAACUGGGUCAACAACUGCUGUCGGGCUGGCGGGGAUGGGGGGCCAGGAGGCAGUGGCGCCGGCCACUGAGGUCGUGGCCGGGGUGGCAGGCGCCCAAGAGGCGCCUGCAGGGACGGGGGCGGCGGCAACGCGCCGCACACCGCUGCGUGUGGUCGCCAUCUACAAGGGCCAGGGCCGAGUCGCUGGCGCAGGCUUCUCCAACCCGGCCUGGAUCGACGGGCGGCUGUGGGUGUACGACAAUGGGCGCAUUGGGUUUUUGUGGCAGGGGGAUUUUGACUUCAUAGUGGACCUGGAGCGCCUGAGUGCGACCGUGUGCGGGCUGGACCUGUCCGGUAGCACGCGGGCGUGAGGCAGCGCGUCUGGCAGCGCUG